AAAGCUUAUUUAAAAAGCAAAAGAAAUCGAUGGAAGGCACCGAUAGUUAUAAUUAUGAUGAAAUGGAUCUAGAUGAAUUGAUGUUACCUCCUCCGACAUUGAUUCGUUAAAAUGCAUUCAUUGAAGAAGAAGAAGAGACUCCAUAAUUCAUACUUACAACUUAAACGGAUUCUUCAUAUAAGGAGGAGGAGUGUCCCAUAUGUUUUUGUCAUCUAAAUGAAGAAAAUACUGUUAAAUUAUUAUGUGGACAUGUCUUGUGUUAAGAUGAUUUAAAUCAAAUUAUCUCGAUAUAACAUUCAUAAACCUUAAAAUGUCACAUUUGUAGGGCUCUCUAGAUAGUAAAUUAAUCUUUUAUUUGUAUUAAAUGA
Molecule: messenger RNA, 368 nt
Organism: Paramecium octaurelia
Lineage: Eukaryota; Ciliophora; Oligohymenophorea; Peniculida; Parameciidae
Source: the annotation of a GenBank genome assembly